CAGGCAUAUAACGGGCACUCUUUCCGGCGGUGGUUGGUCUAUCCAUUGAGCGUCUAACGGCAGCUGGAGAGCAGCGAGAGAGGGGGUCGCGGUCGCCUCUUUUUCCUGCCUCUCUCUCUCUCUCUCUCACACACACACACACAUCGCGCGACCCAGACAACAAUAGCCACAGCCCAGCUGCCGAGAGAGAGAGGAGAGACAACAUGUCUGACGAAGGGAAGCUUUUCGUCGGCGGUCUGAGCUUCAGCACGGACGAGCAGUCGCUGGAGGAGGUUUUCUCCGAGUACGGGCAGAUCAGCGAGGUGCGGGUCAUCAAGGACCGCGACACGCAGCAGAGCCGCGGCUUCGGCUUCAUCACCUUCGAGAAUCCCGGCGAUGCCAAGGACGCGCUGCUCGCCAUGAACGGCAAGUCCAUCGAUGGCCGACAGAUCCGCGUGGACCAGGCCGAGAAGAAGUCCGGGGGAGGAGGAGGAGGAGGAGGCGGAGGUAACAUGAGAGGCGGCUACCGGCGCCCCGGCGGCGGCUACGGAGGUGGUGGAGGAGGAGGCGGCGGCUACGGAGGUGGAGGAGGCGGCGGCUACUACAGCGGCCGGAGCGGCUACGGCGGGUCCAGUCAGUACAGCAGCAGCUACAGCGGCGGCGGCAGAAGCGACAGCUAUAGUGGACCCCGAGGCCGGGGGUAUGGCGGGUACGGCUACAGUGGGAGCCGGUCCGGACAAUAUGACAAGUAUUAACUAGUUAAGGGAGAGCCAGAGAACCCCCCCACACACCCACCCACACACACACACACCCACACACACACACACA
Messenger RNA from Callorhinchus milii (elephant shark), 807 nucleotides. Its product is annotated as cold-inducible RNA-binding protein B-like. The coding region runs from base 204 to 734 and encodes 176 amino acids. Gene Ontology annotation, biological process: positive regulation of mRNA splicing, via spliceosome. NCBI's taxonomy places the organism in Eukaryota, Metazoa, Chordata, Chondrichthyes, Chimaeriformes, Callorhinchidae. Gene Ontology annotation, cellular component: spliceosomal complex. The transcript has a single exon. The record is from RefSeq and is a predicted model, not a curated record. Gene Ontology annotation, molecular function: RNA binding.